This is a messenger RNA of Adineta ricciae, 3558 nucleotides long. The record is from the annotation of a GenBank genome assembly. Lineage: Eukaryota; Metazoa; Rotifera; Eurotatoria; Adinetida; Adinetidae.
AUGUACAAUCGACAUUCCAUGUCAUCUGAAGAUUUUGAUAAUUUACCAUUCAGAAAUCGUCAACAACGAUAUGUUUCAUCGAAAAGAAAUCCAACUCGAUUUGAUCGAAAUGAACGAUUAAGAGAGAUUUUUCAAAAUAUUUUCUCGUUAUAUGAUGAUCAUGAUGAAUAUCAUCGAUAUAAACAAAGAUCUUCUUUAAAGUCUUUUGCUGACAAUUCGCAGAAAAAUGUUUGUCAAGCGUGUCAAGUCGUUGUUACAUAUCGAAAAGAUUCCAAAUCUCGAUCAACUAAAACUGAUGAAAUUGUCAUCAAACAAAAAAUCGAUGAAUAUGAUCGAUCAAUAAUUAUUUACAAAGGUUAUUUACAAAAAAAUGAAACUUUUUCGUUCAAAUCUCGACAUGUUCGUGAAUAUCCAUUUGAUAUUAAAUUAUAUGUCAAUGGUUAUUUGGAAAUACAUUUCAAAGAUUGUUGUGAAUACAAAUUUUGUCAAGGUGAUAUUCGACUUGGACAUUCGUUUACUAUUGAACGUAUUGACAAAACAAUUCCGUGUCACAAACAAAUUCAACGGGAAGAAAAGAAAAAAAAGAAUCAGAUGGAGGUAAAGAAAAUGUGGUUAAAUGAAGAAAAACAUGAAAUUGUUGAUGAACGAAUAAAUUCUCAGUCAGAAGAUGAAACUUCAAAUCAUAAUCAAAAUUCCACAACACUUGAUGAACAAGAAACUCAACAACAAAAAUCAAAAGAAAAUUCUCCAGACGAACCAUCACAAACAGAAAUUGAUAACAAUGGGAAUAAUAGUGGAUUUUUACAGGCAUUAUUAUCGUUUCUUCGAAAUGGUGUUGCUCAAGUGGAAAUUCAGGAAACAAUAGCAGCUCGAUAUGAAGGAAAUGUUGAAGAUUUUGUUGUCAUCGUUUUUGGUUUUGAUAUUGAAAUGACACAACUUUAUUCAAUUGCGAAUUUUUGCAAAGUUUUCAAUGAAAUCAAAGAAAUGAAUUCAUUUAUUGAAACGUUACAAGUUGAAAGAAUUCUUUUGGUAACAAACAAAGAUUUGUCGAAUGAAUCAUCGAAAUUUAGUUCAAUUUAUCGUGAAACUUCUUUCAAUGAAGAUCUUUUGAAGAAAAUUCGAAGAGAAAAUCCGAUUGACAAUGAAUUAAUCUCAAUAGAAUUUUCUUCGUCGAAUCAAUCGUUCAUUUAUUCUCAAUUAUUGAAAGAAACACUUUUACGAAAAGAUGAAGAUGCAAAUUUGAAAAAAGAUUAUUUUGAUUAUUGUCGAUUACAUUAUAAAGACAAUUUCAACGAAAUGAAACUUAUCGAUCAAUUAGAAAAAGAGUUUUCGGAAGAAAAUCUUCAUUUUUGGUUCAAAAAAGAUUCAUUUUGUCGAAAAAUGCUCAAUCGUGCAUGUCGAACAAAUGAAAUCGAUAUUUUAUACAAAAUUCGUUGGAUUUUACAAGGAUUAAAUCGUCAAAGUCCUCUUUCAAAACCUGUUUAUCAACUCAAAUAUUUGACAUCAAAUCAACUCGAACAAUUUCAAACAUCUUCCAAAGAUUUUCUUUCUUUCGCGAAUUUUCUUCUUUGUCAAUUCACAAAACCAUCAACAUUGGAGUUUCGAUCAAAUUAUGAAACAGUUCUUUUUACAAUUCGAUCACAAAAUGGAAUUGAUUUUGGUGAAUCUUCAAAUGAAGUUUUACUUCCAUUCGACAAUGUUUAUCAAAUCGAAUCGAUUGAACAAAUUUCAUCUGACGAAAAUAUUUAUUGGAAUAUUCAUUUGAUUUCAAUUGAUAAAGAAGAAAAUAAUGAAUUUCAAAAAUUAAUCAAAGAAAUGAAAACACAAAUUGAAAGUCCUGCGACUUUAAUUCAAUUUGGAAAACUUUUAUUAGCAAAUGGUGAUUAUUUACAUGCCGAUUAUUUCGCACGAUUCUUAUUUAAUGAUAAUUCUCUUAAAGAUAAUCCAACAUUAUUAGCUGGUUUAGCUGCAAUUCAUCAUUUACUUGGAAUUGUACUGAUAUCAAAUCAUUUAUCUGAUUUAAUCAAACAAACAUUAGAAACAAGUUUCGAUGAAUUAGUAAUUGUUGAAGAAUUAAAUUCGAAUGAUGUGGAACAUUUAACUUUAUUAUCUCGACCAGAACUUGGAAUAACAUUUACAAAAAUUAAUUGUUGGUUAUUAGAACAAUAUGAAAAAUGCGUUUUUCUCGAUUCCGAUUGUGUUGUUCGACGUCCCAUUGAUGAUUUAUUUCAAAGAGAAGAGUUGUCAGCUGCACCUGAUGCUGGUUGGCCUGAUUGUUUCAAUUCAGGUGUAUUUGUCUUCAAACCAUCAAAAGAAACAUUCAGACAACUAAUGAAUUUUGCAUCACAACAAAAUUCAUCGUUCGACGGUGGUGAUCAAGGUCUUCUAAAUGAUUUCUUUUCAAAUUGGAGAACAGGAGAUAUAUCUCGACAUUUACCAUUUACAUACAAUGUCACAGCAAAUGCAUUUUAUUCGUACUUACCUGCAGUGACACGAUUCCGUAAUGAUAUUCAUGUUGUUCAUUUUGCUGGUGCAACAAAACCAUGGCAAUUAACGUAUAAUCCACAAAAUGAACAAUUGUCGGGAAAUUUAACAGGACAAAGUGAUAUUCAAAGAGAUUUUCUUCUUUUUUGGUGGAGAAUUAUGCAUCAACAUGUUUGGCCAAUAUUAACACGAUUUAGUCGACUUUCAAAUUCAAAUAAUUCAUUGAAUUCUAAUGAACAGAAUUUUCUUGGUCAAUAUUCAAAUACAUUUCAAUAUGAAAACUUAACAAAUAAUUCUGGUGUUGAAUUGGGCUCAGCUGAACAUCGUCGUGCUUGGGAAGCAGGUCAUAUUGAUUAUUUUGGUCGAGAUUCUUUUUCAAAUAUUCAACAACAAUUAGAACGAAAUAUCGCUCAACUUCCUCAACAAUAUCAUCCAUCACAAUUAAGACAAAUUCCAACAAAUUCAACAAAAACAUCAUCAAUUCCAUUACAACAAAUAACAAAUAUUCCUAAAACUCCAUUAGUUCAACAUGUUCCAAUAAAAGAACCUACGAAAACGAUAAAUGUUAAACAACAAAUUAUCGAAGAACCUCCUAAAACAACAAUUUCAAUACAAAAACCUCUCAAAGAAAGUGUUUUAUCAUCUCCAUUACUAAGUGAUCCAGUUCCUUCUUCACACGUUCCUCCGACAAAUUGGACAGUUAAAUCCAAUAUUGUUACAAGUUUCACUCAAGGUGUUGGUGAUAUGACUGGACCAACAAUACUAAGUCAAGUAGUUACUGAAACAACUGCAUCAUCAUCCAAUGAUAUUCCAAUAAAAACAUCUAUAACAGAAAAAAAAGAUUUAAAAAUUUUACCCGAAAAUGCAUUAACAGCUAAGAAAUCAAACGAUCAUUUUACUUGGCUUUUUGAUAAAUUUUUUGUUGCAAUAACAUAUACAAUCAGUUUGUGCUAUUUGGUGUUCCUCGUCGUUAUUCGACGCUCCGAAAAUCGAAGCACCAUCCACGAUAAUGGAACAUCUGUUCGUGGUUUAACUCAAUCUUCAACUACAAAUGGACAUCGAAUAAAGAAAUAA